AUGUUUGUCAACCUCCGCAACUGCGUGCUCGGCCUCCUGGUCGCCGGUGCCACCGCCUCGCCCAUCACCAAGGACCUGGCCACCAUCGAGAAGAGGCAGAACUUGCCCAACGGCGUCGCCAUCUUCAAGUGCACCGUUCCCAACACCAUCGCCUUGACCUUCGAUGAUGGCCCUCACAUCUGGACCGAGAACGCCGUCAACCAGCUCGAGGCCGCCGGCAUGAAGGGCACCUUCUUCCUCAACGGCAAGAACUUCGGCGAGCUCAAGAACUAUGUUCCUCUCCUCAAGCGCAUGCGCGCCAACCGCCACCAGAUCGGUUCUCACACUUGGGACCACCCCUACCUCACCCAGCUCAGCGAUGCCGCCGUCCGCAAGCAGAUGACCGACUUUGAGAACGAGCUCCGUCGUCUCAUCGGUUACUACCCCACCUACAUGCGCCCUCCUUACUUCGACUACAACGCCAAGACCCUCGCCGUCAUGAAGGAGCUCGGCUACCGCGUCAUCCACGCUGACCUUGACACCAACGACUGGAAGUUCGACAUGCCCGCCUCCAUCGCCGCCUUCAAGGCCGGUGUCGCCAACAACCGCAUUGUUCUUGCUCACGACGUCCACGAGACCACCGUCAAGACCCUGCUCCCUGCCAUGAUCAAGGAGGUGCAGAGGCUCAAGCUCAAGGCCGUCACUGUCGGCGAGUGCCUCGGCGAGCCCUACGCCUACUGGUACAGGGUCACUCCCCGCGCUUAG
This is a messenger RNA of Verticillium nonalfalfae, 744 nucleotides long. RefSeq lists its product as uncharacterized. NCBI's taxonomy places the organism in Eukaryota, Fungi, Ascomycota, Sordariomycetes, Glomerellales, Plectosphaerellaceae. The record is from RefSeq and is a predicted model, not a curated record. The transcript is spliced from 3 exons. Gene Ontology annotation, molecular function: hydrolase activity, acting on carbon-nitrogen (but not peptide) bonds. Bases 1 to 744 code for a protein of 247 amino acids. Gene Ontology annotation, biological process: carbohydrate metabolic process.